Fusarium tjaetaba is the source of this 546-nucleotide messenger RNA. Its product is annotated as mismatched base pair and cruciform dna recognition. The record is from RefSeq and is a predicted model, not a curated record. The transcript has 2 exons. Lineage: Eukaryota; Fungi; Ascomycota; Sordariomycetes; Hypocreales; Nectriaceae. The coding region runs from base 1 to 546 and encodes 181 amino acids.
AUGUCUGAUACUCCCCAGCCUUCCACUCUCAAGUCCGUCGUCGACUCCGCCUCCGGCGCUGUCCAGAGUGCUAUUGGCAGUCUCACUGGAAACACCAGCGACCAGGCCGCUGGCGACCUCAAGAAGCAGAAGGCUGAAGCCGAGCAUGAUGCGUCCCACGCUACCGCUAAGCUCCCCGGUGCCACCCUCUCUGGCUCCGGUGCCGCCGCUAAAGAUGAUCCCAACCGCACCGAGGGUUCUUGGAACCAGACCGCUGGCUCCGCUAAGGAGGCUGUUGGUGGAAUCAUCGGCAGCGAGUCCCUGAAGAAGGCUGGCCAUGAGCAGAAUCUCGAGGGUAGAAACCAGGAGGCCAAGGGUCAGCUCAGCGAUCUCGGCACUGGCAUCAGCAACCGUGUCCAGGGCACUGUUGGUGGCGCCGUCUCCAACCUCACCGGCGACAAGGAGCAAGAGGCUCACUACGACGAGCUUCGUGCUGAGGGCAAGACCCGCCAGCGUGGUGUUGAGCACGACAUCCAGAAGAAGGCCGAGGCAGAGAGCCGCGAAUAA